AUGCCGACCGUGGGAGUCAAACGCGACGAUCUGUUCGCGGCCAUGGGCCAGACGUAUACGGACGAGGAAUUUGAUGUGUUGUGCUUUGAAUUUGGUAUUGAACUGGAUGAUAUUACAAGCGAGAAGCAGCUCAAGCAACGCGAGCAGGGACAAGACAAGGACUAUUCAGCGCACUCGGACGCUGUACUUUAUAAGAUUGACGUGCCGGCCAAUCGCUAUGACCUUCUUUGUGUAGAAGGCAUCAGUCGGGCGUUGCGCGUCUUUGUUGAGAAGGAGCGUCCACCUGUGUACACGCUAGCGCCCAGAGCCGAGGGUUCGCACCACAUUACAGUCAAAUCUAACACUAAGCUAGUGCGACCGUACGUCGUGUCGGCUGUGCUACGCGACGUCAAGUUCACUCAGGAGCGCUACGACAGCUUCAUAGACCUGCAGGACAAGCUGCACCAAAACAUUUGCCGUCGACGCACGCUCGUUGCUAUUGGUACACACGAUCUCGACACGGUGGAGGGACCAUUUACCUACAAUGCGCUGCCACCGAACGAGAUCAAGUUCAAGCCGCUGACUCAGGACAAGGAGUUUGAGGCCAAGGAAUUACUGGACUUUUACCGAACGAAUGUAGAGGUGAAGCAUAUUAAACCGUACACAGACAUCAUCUACGACUCGCCAGUGUACCCGGUGAUCACGGACACAAACGGCGUGGUGCUGUCGCUCCCGCCUAUUAUCAACGGUGAACACUCGAAGAUCUCGCUGAACACGAAGAAUGUGUUCAUAGAGUGCACAGCGACCGACAUCACCAAAGCAAAAGUUGUGCUAAAUACGAUGAUCGCCAUGUUCUCCGAGUACUGCGCCAAGCCUUUCACUGUAGAGCCUGUGCAGGUGGUCUACGAGGACGAAAGUGUGAAUGCGAACGAGAUGACACCGGACCUUAGCAAGCGCUCGGUGGAGGUGCAGGUCAAGAACGUCUACUCGAUGCUGUUCGGCAAGGGCGAGCCGGUGAACCUGGAUGUCGACCGGAUUUGUAAACUGUGCGACAAGAUGCAGCUCGACGCCAAGCCUUCGGCUAAUGGAAACACUAUUAUUGCGGCAGUCCCAAUUACGCGCUCGGAUAUUCUACACCCUGUGGAUGUGAUUGAGGACAUCGGCAUCGCCUACGGCUUCAACAACAUUCCGCUCACGAUCCCUCAGACCCAGACUAUCGGUAUGGCUCAGCCCCUUAACAAGCUGGGCGACCUUCUGCGUGAUGAGAUCAGUCGUGCUGGCUACAUUGAGCUACUUACCCACGGACUGUGUUCACACAAAGAAAACUUUGAGUAUCUGAACCGUGAGGACGACGGCCACUCGGCUGUUGUGUUGUCCAACCCGGCCACCAUUGAGUUUGAGGUUAUCCGCACGUCGAUGUUGCCUGGUGUGCUGAAAACUAUUCAAAACAACAAGGCCAUGUCUGUAAAGGAGGGUCUGAAGUUGUUUGAGGUCUCCGACGUCGUCGUGAUUGAUAACAACACGGAUGUGGGUGCCAAGAAUGUGCGUCGCAUUUGCGCUGCCUAUACUGGCCCCACCGACGGCUUUGAAGUCAUUCACGGUCUUGUUGACCGCAUCAUGCAGUUGAUGGGUUAUCAAUCCGAGUUGAUGAUGUCCGCUCGCACAAAGGAGUACUACACCAUCACGCCCGCGGAGGAGCUUACCUACUUCCCCGGCCGUUGCGCACACGUGUCAUUGCAGAAAGAAGACGCCGAGCCUCUGCGUUUGGGCACGUUCGGUGUACUGCACCCGGUGGUGCUGAAGAACUUUGACUUGCUGAACCCGACCUCCGUUUUGGAGAUGGAUUUGGAGCCUCUGGUCUAA
Molecule: messenger RNA, 1842 nt
Organism: Peronospora farinosa
Lineage: Eukaryota; Oomycota; Peronosporomycetes; Peronosporales; Peronosporaceae
Source: the annotation of a GenBank genome assembly